Schistosoma spindalis is the source of this 3602-nucleotide messenger RNA. The record is from the annotation of a GenBank genome assembly. NCBI's taxonomy places the organism in Eukaryota, Metazoa, Platyhelminthes, Trematoda, Strigeidida, Schistosomatidae.
AUUGCUAAUUUUCCCCAAUCCGAUCAUUUGUUUUGUUGGGUUUGUACUCUAGUCCAAGUAUUCUAGUUACUGUUUAUUUAAAUAUAUACGCAAAUGUACUUAUAACAAUGAUUAUUGAUUUUGUCAUGAAGGUCUAACGGAUAAUAAUAAAAAUAAUUGAGUUAUUCUUUGAAAUUUCCCAAAUUCUUUGAACAUCAAUCUAUAUGAAUGCAAUCAAUAAUUACUAUAUACAAUUUGUAGACAUUUUCUAAUGUCUGAUAUACAAUGACAGGAAUGUUUAUUUUAUUAUAAGCUAAUUGAAUUACGUAUUAAAUACACGAGAUAAAAAAUGAAUACACGUCCGAAUGGAAGACGUAAUUCAGUCCUAUUAAGAUUGGAUAGUGGAUCAAAGGCUCAAAAAUGUAGACGCUCAAGUUCAUCAGUGCUAGAACCGUUGGAAGAUAUGGUCACAUGUCCAAUUGAUUUAAAUUUUUUAGAUAACCCAAAAUUAUUACCAUGUGGCCAUGCCUUCUGUUGUAAAUGUUUAAAUAAAUAUAUGGAAAAAUUGCCAACAUCACCAACCAAUGCUAGAAAUACUACUACUGUUUCCAAUAAUAAUGGUCAUAAUAAUCAUAAUAAUAACACGAAUACCGGUAAUCUUCAGGAUCAUAGAAAUGAUAAAUCCAAUGAAAAAACAUCAUUUCCUUGUCCAAUAUGCCGUGCAUUAUGUCCAAUUCCAGCUACACGUAAUGCUGAUUCAUUUCCCAGCGCUUUUAAUCAUAAAGCAAUUUUAGAAUUUUUAAAAAGUAAUCAUAUUAAUAGUUUUGUAUCACGUAUGAAUAAUAAUAAUAAUGAUAAUAAUAACGGAGUGAUCGAACAAACUGAUAGCAAUGGUAAAAGUCCAGUACCUACUCGUAAAACAUCAUUACAAGUUAGUUCAAGAAUGUUAAAUUACAUAGUAGACGAUAUUGCAUCAAGACAACGUGAAGGACGAAUGAAUGCAAUUGAUCGUGCUGUAAUCAUUGAUGAAUUUAAAGAGAUUUUAGUAAAUUUACAAGCAUUCGAUGAUAAAUUACCAUUAACAUCUUUAAAUAAUAAUAAACAACAUUCAUUAAAUGUAAAUAAUAUAAACUCAUUAGAUAAAAAUACCAGUCAUGAUACUAAUAAUAAUGGUAAUAAUAAUGGUUGUACUACUAUUAAUCAAAAUACUAAUCCACGUUCCGGUACACCAUCUACUAUUUCACCAACUAAUUCAAUACGUCAUUUUGGUCGAUUUCAUGCUGCAGCAUCACGUAUACGUAGAUUUACAGCAAGUUCAAUAUCAUCAAAUGAUUUAUUACCGAUAGAAACAACAUCAUCUUAUAUAUCAUAUCGUGAUGCUGAAGGUUUACGUAUAAUGAUGGAACGUAAUUCUAAAUUUCAUGUACUUACCAAAGGUAAAGAUUGUUGUAUUAUGCGACCAGGUGAAAUAUAUCAACCUGUGGAUAUGAAAUUAAUGAUCAAUCAUGAAGAUAACAAUUGUAAUAUACAUCGUUUUACAUUAACAACAAAUUUAAAAUGUGAUGAAUUAUUAUUAUGGAAACAGCAAUUACAUUUUAACAAUGGAUUUUUCAAUCUUAUUCAUAAUAAUCAUAAAUAUGGAUUAAAUCAAAUCAGUAGUCAAAUUAUUGUUGAUAAUUCAAAUCCGAUUAAAAUUUUGUAUUUACGUUUUCAUGGUUCUGUGAUUUAUUUAACGGGAAUUAUUACACCGAAUACAUCAACUGCAUCUACAUUGGAUGAAGCAGAAGGAUUAGACUCUAUAGAAAAGUCGGAAUUUGGUAUCCUAGUCUGUUGUACAAUUUCUGAUGAAGGUCAUCCGAAUAAGAAUAAUACAGCUACUUUGAUCAAUGGUGCUGGUAUGGAUAAUAAUAAUAAAGCCAAUUCUGAAUCAAAUCAAAAUACAUCAUCAUCGACUAAUCCAUUCCCAAUUAUAGCUACUUCAAGUUUAUUUUAUCGUGAUACGGUUGGUUUAGAAAGACAGAAUCAACCAAUUGUCUUUGGCAUAGAUAUUGAUCAUACUAAUGGUGAUAUUUAUGUUGCACAACCAGCGAAUGCAAUGAUAUGUCGUUUAAAAUCGAAUGAUUUAACUAGAAUUGAUCGUACCUGGUAUUUAAAUGAUCCACAAUUAUCACCUUACUUUUUAUGUUUAGCUAAAAAUGAACAAAAUGUUUGGGCAACAUGUCCAACAGAAGAUAAAGUGUUGAUUCUAGAUAUUGAUAUUGAUGGAUAUUUUCAUUUUACACCAAGUAUUUCAUUCAAUAUAGUACCUGGACAUAUAAUUUACACAUCAGAUAAUCGUAUCAUAUUAUUAGAUCAGUCUAAUUAUGACUUGUAUUGGAUAACAAGAAUUGAAAAAGCGAUUUGUGUCCAACGUUUAUAUUAUAAUAUCGGUAGUCAUCAAGCAAAGAAAUUUCAAAUUAUGGCUAUACAACCAGUAUACAGUGAUGAAAUUGUUCACACUAAUAAUAAUAAUAAUACUACUAAUACCACGAGUAGUAUUAAUCCUUUAUCCCAUUCAAAUCAUCCCCAUCAACAACAAACUAAUCAUAAUAAUGGUAACACACACAAUCAUUCUAAUGAAAAUGGUAAUAAUAAACUGAAAUUAUUUUCAAAACAUUCCUUUACUACUGUUACAUCAUUAUCACCAUCAUCACAGUCAAUUGAUAAGCUACGUGGUGGUAUUAUGUGUGCGCAUAAUUACGGCUGUACUGUGAUUUAUCCACAAAAAUUAUUUUCACGUAAUAAAUCAGCUAAAAUAUCAUCUUGCUUAAAUUUAUGCGGUAGGAUAUAACGAUAACAUAAAAGAAACAGGGGUUUUCGUAAUUUCACAAUUUUUCUCUGUUUUAAACAAAAGAAAAGAGGAAACUAGUCAAAGAGUGUGGAAUAAAGAUAAAUAGUAGAAUAAUGACCCAGGAUGAAAGUAACAUUCAGUGAAAAUUUGUUUAUUUUGCUUAUUUGUGUUUCUCUUUUUUUUAUUACUGGAAAAUAAUUUCCUUCAAAUGAAUUUAUUGUUGCAUUUAUGUUUUGUAAAAUUACAAAACAAACGCAAAAAAAACAAAACAAAACAACAACAGUCCAACUCAUUUCUAUGAAUUCAUAUUAAUUAAUUCAUAGCUUCUACCUGUGUGCCUCUUCACAUCACUUAAUACAUACACAUGUUUUAUCGGUAAUUCAAUUGAGCGCAUUGAAUACAGCAUGUAACAUCACUGUCAUACCUUUCUCUUGAAGUUAUAAAUAAGAUAUGGGAAGAGAGAAAGGGAGGACAUUUUCUGGUUUUGUUACUUAAGAUUUUGAAUUUUUAAUGAUCAAAUUAUCAUCUUGUAUUUAUUUCACAGUUACUGACCCAUUGUUUUUUGCCACGUCUAUUUCAUGAUUUGUCUACUCCUCUUUUUUUAUUUAAACAAUUCAUAUUAUUAUUGUUAUUUUAAAUUUUAGUUUGUAAAUGGUUUUACAUAAUACAAUCAGUUUGUAUAGCUGUGUAUGAUGGAUACACUAUACAUUAAGAGAAAUUUACCAAUCUCAUUAUUUAUCUUCAGCUUGUCAUGCAUAAUUUAUAACAAAAACAAGCUAAGAAAUUCUAUUUG